AUGGACAUCAUCACUAUGGCCGUGCAGCGAUUGGAUCGUCUGUUCUGGUUUUGUCUUCCGAGAGUGUUGCUAAACAAUAUCAAGGUCAAGUUGGAACUAUGGGAUUCCUUAUGUCUACACUUGGAUUUGUGUCAUUACCAGGUUUGGCUUAUUUUAGUAGGAAUUACUCAUGGAUGGUACUUUAUCUUUGGACUUCUUUUCCGGCUAUAGUUUAUUGUAUGUUACUACAGUUUUGUGUAUAUGAAUCACCAAGAUGGCUACUUUCGAAAGGGAAAAAUAGAGAGGCUUUUGCAGUCCUCAAAACAUUUAUAGCACCUUAUUUGAAGAACCAAGAUUUAAAUCCUUCUGAUCUGUUAUCGAAACAUGACAGGUGGUUACAUAUUACCAAUGGUUCUAAUCAACCAUUGAUCAAGAUUUUGUUGAAGAAAAGAUGGAUUCUUGGACAGCUAUUGCUAGCUCUAACAACUGGUUUUGGUAUUGGAUUGAUGUACUAUGGCAUGCCAUUAGGACUUGGCAACUUUAGCUUAAAUCUCUACUUCAGUACGGGGCUAAACGCGUUGCUAGAGUUACCAGCAUUCUUGAUAGUCUUUUUCUUGGUAGAGAAAUGCAAGAGAAGAAGCACACUAGUUGGACUAAGUGUUUUAUCAGGUGUUUGUGGCAUGUUGUGCAUGAUAGUGGACAAAUGGAAAGUGUUACAGCUAGUAUUGGAGUUAAUUUCCUUCUUUAGUGCUUGUACUCCAUUUGACUUGUUGCUGAUAUACACAUCAAUUUCCUUCUUUAAUGCUACUGUGUCAAUUGUGUGGCAGGCUGUGGUGCUCGGGGGCGUGGUAAGUCCAGUUUUGGUUGAUGCAGGAGGAGAUAGAAGCAAGAUUUUACCAUAUUUGGUGCUUGGAAUUAUGACAUCAAUUGCAGGAUCUUUGGUCAUUUUUCUACCAGAAACAAAGGGAUUGGAGCUUUGUAAGAACAUAGAAGAGCAAGAACAAGAGGAUUAUGGAGCAUCCUAUGUGAUGAAUGGCGUGUGA
This is a messenger RNA of Nicotiana tabacum (common tobacco), 1022 nucleotides long. The record is from RefSeq and is a predicted model, not a curated record. NCBI's taxonomy places the organism in Eukaryota, Viridiplantae, Streptophyta, Magnoliopsida, Solanales, Solanaceae.